Molecule: messenger RNA, 1913 nt
Organism: Drosophila navojoa
Lineage: Eukaryota; Metazoa; Arthropoda; Insecta; Diptera; Drosophilidae
Gene: Hexo2
Product: beta-hexosaminidase 2
Biological process (GO): glycosaminoglycan metabolic process; carbohydrate metabolic process; protein deglycosylation
Cellular component (GO): plasma membrane
Molecular function (GO): beta-N-acetylglucosaminidase activity
Source: RefSeq, a predicted model, not a curated record
GGCACAGCAUGAUUCUAAACAGUGGCUAUCGCUGUUAUUUCGCGCUGUUACUUUGUGUGGCAGCAGCUGCAGCAGGCUCAGUGCCCGAUGACAGCGGCGAGAGCGCUCCCACCACUAGAAGCAAAUGGCUCUGCGACGCAACAGAUCUUUGUCUGCCAGAGGAGAACUUGUUGCCGGGAGAAGGGCAAGUGCAGCCCAGACAACGAUAUGAGAGUCAGCUGGAUUGCCGUCUAUCUUGUGGUAAAUACGGAGCUAUUUGGCCAAUGCCGACCGGUGAAUGCAGCCUGUCGCAUGAUCGGGUGCACUUCGAUCCGUGGAAGGUGCGCUUCAAUGUGGUGGCCCCCAACGAGGUGUCCACGCAGUUUCUGCGCGAGACGAAUCGCUUGUUUCUGAGCAAUCUGCUCAAGGAGUGCAUCCGGAACUGCACGCUGGCCGACAGCAAGGAGGUGCUGGUCAAGGCGACUGUGACCGACGGGAGCCUGGUGCUUAACUGGAACACAGACGAGAGCUAUAUGAUAGUGGUGCGCACCACCGAUAAAGUCAGCUUUGUGGACAUCAAGGCGGCGACAGUGUACGGCGCGCGGUUCGCAUUCGAGACACUCAGCAAUCUAGUAACGGGCAGUGUGACGAACGGACUGUUAUUGGUGAGCUCCGCUCGGGUCACCGAUCAGCCCGUCUAUCCACACCGGGGCCUGCUCCUGGACACUUCGCGCAACUUUUUGCCGUUGCGCUUUAUUCGCAACACCCUGGAUGCAAUGGCUACCUCCAAGAUGAAUGUGUUGCACUGGCAUGUGGUGGACACGCACAGCUUUCCGCUGGAAAUAACACGCGUGCCGGAAAUGCAAAGAUAUGGCGCGUAUUCGAAUGCUCAAACCUACUCCCAUGCGGAUGCCCUUAAUCUGGUGAAGUAUGCCCGUUUGCGGGGCAUUCGCAUCAUCAUGGAGAUUGAUGGACCCUCGCACGCCGGCAACGGUUGGCAGUGGGGUCCCGCAGCCGGACUGGGCAACAUGUCCGUCUGCCUGAACCAAUCGCCCUGGCGCAACUACUGCGUCCAGCCGCCAUGUGGCCAGUUGAAUCCAACCAACGAUCACAUGUAUGCGGUGCUUAAAGAAAUAUUUGAAGAUAUAGCCGAGUUGGGUGCACCCGAAGAGACCAUACACAUGGGCGGCGACGAAGUGUACAUACCCUGCUGGAACCGAACCGAGGAGAUUACUACCCAAAUGAAGGCCAGGGGCUACGAUCUAAGUGAGGAGAGCUUCUUGCGCCUCUGGUCGCAGUUCCAUCAGCGCAACGUAAAGGCCUGGGACGAUAUUAAUCUCCAGAUGUAUCCCAGCGUCAGAGAACCAAAACCAGUCAUACUCUGGUCCAGUAAACUGACCGAUCCGGAGAACAUUGAACAAUUGCUGCCCAAGGAGCGUUUCAUCAUACAAACCUGGGUCAGUGCUCAGAGUCCGCUCAAUAGGGAGCUGCUCCGAAAGGGCUAUCGCGUCGUAAUCUCCACGAAGAAUGCUUGGUAUUUGGAUCACGGUUUCUGGGGCAAUACCCAAUACUAUAACUGGCGCACGGUUUACGACAAUGCGCUACCAGUUGACUCACCCAACAAUCAGAAGCGGCAAGUGCUGGGUGGCGAGGUAUGCAUGUGGAGCGAGUAUGUUGAUCAAAAUUCUUUGGAGGCUCGCAUCUGGCCUAGAGCGGGUGGCGCCGCCGAACGUCUUUGGUCGAAUCCCAAGUCAUCGGCCAACUUGUCACAGCGUCGAUUCUAUAGGUAUCGGCAACGACUUAUAGCACGCGGCGUCCAUCCAGAUGCUGUGUUGCCACACUGGUGUGUUCUUCACGAAGGACAAUGUCUUUAAAUUAAAUCUUGUUAUUUGUACUGUUAAAAAAAAAAGCAAUAUUAAAAACAUUUUUUAUUA